AUGGGUCGGAGGGGGGCUCGACGGUCUCGCACGGGGGGCAGGGGCGCAAUGGGAGCCGCGGCAGGCUGGCAUGCACGCAGAGUUUCGGCAGGGGCUCUGCGGCGGCAUGGCGGUGUCUCGGGCCCAUUGUGCACUCCGCCUGCCCGCGUGAGGUGUCCAGAGCGCAAGAAUGAAGGCCAUUCCUUUCUCCUCGUCAAAGGUCAAGACGGGCUCACCACGAUAAUUGCACCCGAACAAGCAGCGAAAUACCUCGGCUUCUGGCUAGAUCCACAGCUCACAUUCACACACCACCACGACAAGGCAAUUAUCAAGGGCAGCACGUCUCUACAAGCUCUACGGAGCCUGGCUGGCUCCACGUGGGGUGCGUCUACGUCAGCAAUGCGGCGGAUAUAUCAGGCAGUGGUGAUACCGCAGAUGCUCUAUGGGGUGUCAGCGUGGUAUCCAUGGCACGAGAAAGGGAAGUGUAAGCAUAUCAGCAGCAAAUUCGCCGCUAUCCAGAAGCGGGCAGCCUGCCUUAUAGGCGGAGCCUUCAAGACCAGCGCAGCCGAGGCCCUUAAUAUCGAGCUUCACCUUCCCCCAAUCGGUAUUCAAAUGGACCGAAUUUCAAGGGAGACAGCCCUCAGAAUUCGAACAGGUCCAGCACAUGGAAUUCCACAGCUCAUGAUCCGUCAGCGUUCUCAGCAGCAGCGUCAACGAGGUGGGUGGUCGCCCAUGGAGGCACAUGCGUGGAUGAAGGGCGGAUGCUUAACGGCUCCCCCGAGUGCUUUGGCGAGGACGUGGGAGAGUCGAUGGGCAUACGUCCAGGCUCCAUGGCAGGUGCCUCCAGACGUGCACAUCCUGGAGCGUGACGAGGCGGUGAAGAAGCACGCUGAGAUCAGCAGUCAAGGUCAAGGUAAGCUAAUCAUAUACACAGAUGGAAGUGGAAUUGAAGGGAAGAUUGGUGCUGCAGCAGUAGUUGAAGCCACACGUGAGCACCGCCACUGCCAGAUGGGCACAGAGCAGGACUCAACAGUCUACUCCGCGGAGCUCAGGGCGGUGGAAAUGGCGCUCGAAAUGGUGCAGGAGCUCCAAGACGACCGCAUACAGCAAGGUGUGGUGGUAUUCUCUGACAGCCAAGCUGCUCUCCAAGCGCUCGUCCGACCGCGUAUGCCGUCGGGCCAGGUGUAUCUCCGUGGCUGCAUCCAGAGCCUCCAGCAACUCAACGACCAGGGCAUUCACGUCGAAUUCCGGUGGAUUCCAGCUCAUCAAGGAAUUCCGGGCAACGAGCUCGUUGACCAGCACGCCAAGCAGGCAGCCAAGGCAGAACCAGGCCCGCAUGACCGCCAUAUCAAGCUCGAUGCAGCAGCGAGGCGGGGCAUCCGUGAACGGGCGGAAUUCGCGUGGGAGGCAGCGUGGGAGAAGGAGAAGGUAGGACAUGCGACGAAGCGGCUCGUGCCAGUGCCCACGAAGAAAGUGCUCGACUACUGGAAAGGUCAGAGAAAAGCGUCAGCAUCCAUCAUGCUCCAAAUGCGACUCAAUAUCAUUGGAUUGAAGCGUUACCUUUGGCGAAUUGGAGUCGAAGACUCGCCCAGGUGCACAUGCGACCUCGGACAGCAGCAGCCAAGGCACGUGCUGCUGGAAUGCCCGUUAUUUGAAGACGAGCGGAAAGACAUGCGAGAAGCGCUUGCCAAGGCAGGCGUUGACACGUCUCUCUCGUUCAACCAGCUCAUGCAGGAGCGAAGUGCGGUUCCAGCAAUCUCCGCCUUUAUGGAGAGAACUCGACUACUCGGGCAAUUCCACAACGUUGAUCAAGACGCCAUGGGACUCGAACAGCAAGAACAACCAGUAUGA
Messenger RNA from Penicillium longicatenatum, 1830 nucleotides. Its product is annotated as ribonuclease H family protein. The transcript is spliced from 2 exons. Gene Ontology annotation, biological process: DNA replication, removal of RNA primer. Gene Ontology annotation, molecular function: nucleic acid binding; RNA-DNA hybrid ribonuclease activity. The record is from RefSeq and is a predicted model, not a curated record. NCBI's taxonomy places the organism in Eukaryota, Fungi, Ascomycota, Eurotiomycetes, Eurotiales, Aspergillaceae. The coding region runs from base 1 to 1830 and encodes 609 amino acids.